UUUAUUACCGGUUCGAACCGGCAGACCGGUAACAAGCCUAUUCCCCCACAGCGGGACGCAUUUUACCCCACAUUGUCUUCUCUACUUUUGUCCUAGGUCAAGAGAGAUUCCAUUCAUCUCGCCAGCUCACACUAAUAAAAAGAGGAUAUACGAUAAGUCUAGUUCGUGAGAAGGGGAGCCAUUGCAAUUACGAUAAAAUAUUAUAUACUCAUUGCGCAGUCAAUUAAUACCCAUAUACUCAUACUGCUCUUAACGCGAGACAUAUAGACCUCUAAUUAUAAAGAUGGUUGCUGCAGUUCGAGUGGCUCCGAAUGCUGCUACAAGAGCAGUUAGCCUUCUACGGACGGUUCAGUAUGCUCACCCGCCAAAUUGUCCAUGUCAUUCAAACCCGGGUCAUCACCAUCAUCAUGCAAAACCUCAAAUUGACGCGUACGCCCAGCAUACCAAUAAGCGGAUCGGAAGACGCGGCUUCGCUUCCCCUAUAGACCCUUCUCAGCAGAAGGAGUACGCAUUUGAGAUGGCCGCCUCUUCAAUCCGAUUUGGCCCUGGCGUCACCCAAGAAGUUGGUAUGGACUUUAAGAACAUGGCUGCUAAACGUGUCUGUGUUGUAACUGACUCGACCGUCCGAAAACUCACUGCCGUCAAGCAAGUAGAGGAGGCCUUAUCGAGAGAAGGCAUAGAAUAUGAGAUAUUUGAUAAAGUACGGGUUGAGCCAAAGGAUAGUUCUAUCAAAGAGGCCAUUGCAUUUGCCAAACCAUAUCGGCCGGACGCUUACCUCGCUGUAGGCGGAGGCUCGGUGAUCGACACGGCUAAAUUGAUGAACCUCUACACCGAGUAUCCCGAUGCUGACUUCUUAGAUUUCGUGAAUGCACCACUAGGCAAAGGACGGCCAAUUGAUAAAAAACUUAAACCUCUAGUCGCUAUACCUACUACGGCGGGUACUGGUAGUGAGACGACUGGCACAGCCAUUUUCGACCUCGUGGAAAAGAAGGCUAAGACUGGCAUCGCGCAUCGCAACUUAAAACCGACCCUCGGUAUAUGCGACCCGCUUAACACUAGAACGAUGCCUUCGGCGGUGAAGGCAAGUUCUGGACUAGAUGUUCUAUGCCACUCGCUUGAGUCGUGGACAGCCAUCCCGUUCAAUGAGAGAGUACCCCGACCCUCGAACCCCAUAUUAAGGCCUGCGUACCAGGGCGCAAAUCCUAUCAGUGACAUAUUCUCUCUAAAUGCACUCCGAAGUACUGUUAAAUAUCUGCCAAGAGCAGUCAAGGACCCAGAAGACUACGAAGCCCAGAGCGAGAUGCUCCUCGCCGCCACCCUUGCCGGCGUUGGUUUUGGAAAUGCCGGUGUUCACUUAUGUCACGGAAUGUCCUAUCCCAUCUCCGGCCAAAAUCCAGGUUACAAGCACGCAGGAUAUGAUGUAACAACGCCUAUCAUUCCUCAUGGCGUUUCGGUCGCAGUGUCAGCGCCUGCAGUGUUCCGGUUUACAGGUGCAUCAAACCCCGACCGCCAUCUCGCAGCCGCAGAAGCGUUCGGUGUGGAUAUCACGAACGUGAAGCGUGAGGAUGCUGGCGAAGUCUUGGCCGACGCCAUCACGAAGUUCCUUGCUGAGUUGGGAGACCAACCGAAGGGACUUAAAGAGCUGGGCUUUGACUCAAGUCACAUUGACGCCCUAGUUGAGGGGACGAUACCUCAAGCUAGGGUUCUGAUGCUGGCGCCUGGUCUGGCUAAGGAACUCGAACAGGAGAGGGACCAGCUGAGGAGGCUCUUUGAGGAGGCCUUAACGCACUGAUAAGAGAAACUACCUAUACAGGUACCCAUGCAAAGUUGCAAUUUAUAUAGAUAGUUUAGAUACUAGUUGACUCUGAUAAAGGGGUUAUGGCGUUGGAAGACUGAGUAUGAUUAUGCCUAGGUUUAAGAGGUCCCCGAUGUCUAUAACAUAUCUUGUGUCAAAUUGUGAUUACUUCUCUUAUGAGGUAAUUAGGCCUAUAAGUAAACUUUAGAAUCAAGGGUUACUCUAUAAAACCGAAGCAAGAACUAUUCAAUCCCAUGCUUGCUAUGGACUCAUCUAUAUAGGCCAGGUACCUAGGUAGCCUAUUAUGUCUUCUUCGUUGCUAAGAGUUUUUUGUUUUAUAACAGAAAUAUCUAAUGUGUGAUUGCCCUCCUAU
Molecule: messenger RNA, 2168 nt
Organism: Daldinia vernicosa
Lineage: Eukaryota; Fungi; Ascomycota; Sordariomycetes; Xylariales; Hypoxylaceae
Product: Dehydroquinate synthase-like protein
Exons: 4
Coding region: 284-1792 (502 amino acids)
Cellular component (GO): mitochondrion
Molecular function (GO): metal ion binding; alcohol dehydrogenase (NAD+) activity
Source: RefSeq, a predicted model, not a curated record